UCUAAAAGCAGCAAUUUACGCUUUUGGGAACACUGAAAAAAAAAAAAAGAAAAAGGGGGGGUUUAUCUGCUUGAUAGACCAGAAACGGAGAGACGAAAGAAAGCAGGAGGGAACCGCCAUGGCUGUACAGCUUUCGAGCCUCUGGCUGCCUUCUCCUACAAUCUCUGGUCGGUGCUGUAGCAAAUCAGUGGCAUCUUCCCCUACUCUUCUCUCGUCUGCAACCGCAUCUCUCUCCUCCCCGUCUCCUACCGUUCAGAUUGUUGGUGGGAGAACCCCGAGUUGGAGUGGAAAUGAAACUUCUAAAUACGUGAAUACGGUUGACGAUCACCAAGGAGAGACUGAAUGGACUGAUCUGGAAGCCGAUCUUUGCUACUGGACCAAAGCGUUGCGUCCUGUUCAAUGGUAUCCUGGGCAUAUUGCCAAAACCGAGAAGGAACUUAAAGAACAACUCAAGUUGAUGGAUUUGGUGAUUGAAGUGCGUGAUGCUAGAAUUCCCAUGUCCACUACACAUCCUCAGAUGGGUUCAUGGCUAGGAAAUAGGAAAAGGAUUCUAGUAUUGAAUAGAGAAGACAUGAUAUCCAAAGCAGAUAGAAAUGCUUGGGCAACAUAUUUUGCUAGGCAGGGAACAAAAGUCAUCUUCUCUAAUGGGCAACUUGGAAUGGGCACUAUGAAGUUAGCUCGUUUAGCAAAGGCAUUAGCAGCUGGUGUAAAUGUCAAACGCAGAGCAAAAGGACUGCUUCCUCGUCCUGUUCGUGCUGGAAUUGUUGGGUAUCCAAAUGUUGGCAAGUCAUCUUUGAUCAACCGUUUACUGAAACGGAGAAUGUGUGCAGCAGCUCCUAGGCCAGGUGUUACAAGAGAAUUGAAGUGGGUUCGGUUUGGGAAGGAUCUUGAGUUGCUUGAUUCUCCUGGAAUACUCCCCAUGCGGAUUAGUGAUCAAGCAGCAGCAAUAAAGCUUGCGAUCUGUGAUGACAUUGGAGAGAGAUCGUAUGAUUUCACCGAUGUUGCUGCAAUUCUUGUACAGAUGCUGGAAAGGAUUCCAGCAGUAGGCAGAGGGGCUCUUCAAAAUCGCUACAAGAUUGAUGUGGAUGGUUACUGUGGUAAAACAUUUGUCCAGAAAGUCGCCAUUCAGUUGUUCAAUGGGGACGCCCAUCAAGCUGCAUUUCGCAUUCUGAUGGAUUUUCGAAAAGGGAAGUUUGGUUGUAUCGCAUUGGAGAGACCUCCCUGCUGAUGCUGUUGGAUGUGAUACUGCACGAGGCAAAUCUUUGAUUUCUCGAGGAUGCCAAAUCAAAAAAGGUUAUCAAAAUAGAACUUGGAAAUCCUCAGAUUGAAGGAAGAUGCAAAAAGUCCAUCAAGAUGGGAUGCCGUGAAAGAAGAGAACUCCAUUAGAAAUCAUCAGAUUGAAGGGACCUAUUGCAGGUUGGUUCUGAAAUACAUUGAAGGCUCUUGAAGCUUGAUUCGAACAGAUAGUAAGUUUCCAUCUCAGGGUUUAUUCAACCAUCUUAUAGAGUUGUUUUCUCAUUAGCAACCAUAACUAGUGACAAGUAGGUGAAAAUGUCUUGUACUUAUUGCAGACUGUAAAUUAUUUCUCCAAGCAAAGAAGUAUAGCAAAGCAUCUUUCAUUUUUUUAAAA
Molecule: messenger RNA, 1630 nt
Organism: Carica papaya (papaya)
Lineage: Eukaryota; Viridiplantae; Streptophyta; Magnoliopsida; Brassicales; Caricaceae
Product: GTP-binding family protein
Biological process (GO): mitochondrial translation
Cellular component (GO): mitochondrion
Molecular function (GO): GTPase activity; GTP binding
Source: RefSeq, a predicted model, not a curated record